Messenger RNA from Aspergillus mulundensis, 3213 nucleotides. RefSeq names its product ribonuclease P/MRP protein subunit POP1. Gene Ontology annotation, molecular function: thioredoxin peroxidase activity. Lineage: Eukaryota; Fungi; Ascomycota; Eurotiomycetes; Eurotiales; Aspergillaceae. Gene Ontology annotation, biological process: tRNA 5'-leader removal; cellular response to oxidative stress. The record is from RefSeq and is a predicted model, not a curated record. Gene Ontology annotation, cellular component: ribonuclease MRP complex; nucleolar ribonuclease P complex. Bases 1 to 3213 code for a protein of 1070 amino acids. The transcript has 5 exons.
AUGUCUGGACUCAAGGCCGGUGACAGCUUCCCCGCUGACGUUGUCUUCUCCUACAUCCCCUACACUGAGGAUAAGGGCGAGAUCACCUCCUGCGGUAUCCCCAUCAACUACUACGCCUCCAAGGAGUGGGCCAACAAGAAGGUCAUCCUCUUCGCCCUCCCCGGUGCCUUCACCCCCGUCUGCUCUGCUCGCCACGUUCCCGAGUACAUUGAGCGCCUCCCCGAGAUCCGCGAGAAGGGUGUUGACGUUGUCGCCGUCCUUGCCUACAACGAUGCUUUCGUCAUGAGCGCCUGGGGCAAGGCCAACGGUGUCAAGGGUGACGACAUUCUCUUCCUCUCCGACCCCGAGGCCAAGUUCUCCAAGUCCAUCGGCUGGGCUGACGAGGAGGGCCGCACCAAGCGUUACGCCAUCAUCCUCGACCACGGCAAGGUCACCUACGCCGCUCUCGAGCCCGCUAAGAACCACCUUGAGUUCUCCAGCGCCGAGGCUGUCAUCAAGAACCUAAAAAAUCGUCGGCCAUCCACUACGUUGUCGGCGCCCGACGAAUAUCGUCUAUCCAGCAGUAUGGCCCUCAAUCCCUCAGCAAAACGCAAACCUGCGUUCCCCGCCCAAAACUCCGCCGCUGCCCGCAAACGCGCAAAGACGAUCGAUGCUCGGUCCCUCGCGGUGCAAUCCGCUGGGGCUGCGCUCUCCGCAACUGGAGAGCUUGAUGUCGCCGCCUAUGUUGGAGCUCAAGAAUCUGCGAUCAAGUCUUUAGAAUCUGGUAUACAGCGAUCGAAAGCCGCUCUCACGAGUCGUGCGUUUCAACAGGUGCCCAGAUCGCUGAGACGGCGGACUGCUAGCCACAAUGUGAAGAGGGUUCCGGGGAGGCUGAGGGCUAGGGCAAAAAGAGAGAUGAUCGAGGACAACACACCGACCGUCACAUCGCGGCGACGAAAACCGACGGAGCUGAUGCGAAUCCGUCUUGAGACCGCUCGACGUCUGCAGAACCUCAAUGCCAGAACCAAAGCCAAGCGGGCCGAUUUAAAGGCGAAGCAAAAGAAUGACGAUGACAAGGCGUUGGAAGAGGCAGGGAGUCAUCCGUUCUUUAUUGCGCCGCGAGUUCCCAAAAUCAAGAAGAACAAGCUGUCACGACCGCCACCACCGGAGUCGAAAUACAAGAAGCGACAGCGUGUGAAGACGUGGCUCCCUACGCACAUGUUCCAUGCGAAACGUGCCCAUAUGGCGACGACGAAAGACCCGCUGUGGAGGUUCGCGGUACCCUUGUCGCCUACGGAGAAAAGCUAUAGACCUACGCAUCGGGCCAGUGGUGCUAGGGGUGCGGUGGCUUGGGAUAUGAGCUAUAUUUCUACGAUUAAGCUGGAGGGCUCAGAGGCAGCUUUGGAGGCAGUGCUCAGAACUGUGGGAGUUGUCGGAGAUGAUGCUUGGGGUGUAAAGGGGAAGAAAUGGAGGGCUGGUGUCAGGAGUCUUCGCACAUGGGUCUUCGAAUCUGAAGACGAACGAAAGCCCAUUGCGCCUGUUACUCUGAUUCGAUGUGCCCAAAAAGUUGUCGAAGACGUCGAGAUGGUUGAUGCUGAUGUCGACACUAACGGCAAGGACAAGAAAAAGCAGAAGGAUACAACGAAGAUCUUUGUCAGAGUCCAUCCGUCCGCGUUCUUGCGGCUUUGGAACGAACUGCUGGCGACAUCGAAGAAGCAGAAUCCACCAGUCAUGGUUGAAGACCUUCGAUUCGAGAUUGGCAGCAUCGACAUUACCGGGCCCGGAGCAACAGAAGCCCUACUUGCAGCCUUGCGCCCAUUGAACCACGCGGCGCCUCCAGCGGAUAGUCCAGAGGCCGUAUGGAGUGCUCUGCUUGGUGUCACCAAUCCCGCAUCGCUGCCGCAAAACGCCCUUCUUUCUUUCUCUAUAUCGGAUCCCCGCCUCCACUUCCCUCCUCAGAAAGUUAAAGCCUCCUUCUCUGAACAGAAAAUGCAAGAUCUCGCCGUGCUACUGUCAACAUGGCCUGCCGAUAAAACGCAAACGUCACCCGCCCUGUUCGACCGUCGUUCACGGCUUGCAGCUAUUCGCGACCUUCCUAGCCAGAAAGCCAUCAAUCGGCGAAGAACAGAAGCAGGACCGGGCGAGUACCCGCCUCCGCAACCAUCCGAUCCCCAAAUCCCAGUCAUGGCGCUAGCAACGAGACCUAACUCAUCUCAGAAGAACAGCAACUCACUCGGCGGCUGGACCGUACUCCUCCCCUGGAAAUGUGUACCAGCGGUCUGGUACUCAUUGAUGUACUAUCCGCUCUCAAGCGGCGGCAACCCGCGAUUUGGCGGACUGAAGGAACAACAACAACUUGCAUUCGAGGCUGGGGAGCCCUGGUUCCCCGGCGAUUUCCCGGGUACCCAUGCAGGCUGGAAAUGGGGUCUACGGGAACGCGAAGCAGCCAAGAAGGAGUGGGAACGACGGCCGAAGGGCCGACGCGUCGAAUUUGACUCUCUUGAAUUGGGCAACGGCCACAAGGGUGAAAUUGGGCGCGGCUGGGCGUGUGAUUGGGAGAGGCUCGUCAAGCCUGGCCACGACGAUUCUGCAGGAGAGAAGGAGAAGGACAAGGUUACCAUCGCUGCGACAGAGCAAGACUCGAACUCGAAGACGGACAAGGUUGCAACCGAUGCACAAAAGACGGCCAUUGAACCGCCGUUUAACAUCCACCAACUGCCAUACCCCCAAGCGAUUCUUGUCAUCAACAAUCCUUCACUUAGCGUCGGAGAAUCUGCUCUCGCAACGGUUAAACUCACACUACAUUCCCGUGGACAUCCUGCUCAACGAGCACGCAUCUACCGUCUACCCACGAACAACCCAGAGCUCCGCCAGAAGUGGGUCUCAUUGGCAUCGAAGAAACCCUCAUCUGGAGUUCCGAAGACCCAGCCGAAGAACCAAGAAGAGGCUGAGUCCAUCAGGCAACACCUUGCUGCAUCGCUCUUAUCUUCCGCUGAUUCCUCUGUUCAUAACGAACACUUGUGCGUCCCGACUGAAGAGGACCUCAUCGGCUUCAUAACGUCAGGGAACUUCAAUCUCUCUGAGGGUAAGGGUACGGGAAUAGGCUCCAUCUUGGUCUCGAAAGUACGGGACACAGGGAAGGGCCCUAAUCGGAAGAGCCGCGAGAAGAAUAUGUGUAUUGUGAGGAAUGCGGGCGAGACUGUCGGUCGGUUAGCGUUCUGGGACCUUGUUUGA